Macadamia integrifolia is the source of this 891-nucleotide messenger RNA. RefSeq lists its product as uncharacterized. Bases 1 to 891 code for a protein of 296 amino acids. The record is from RefSeq and is a predicted model, not a curated record. The transcript has a single exon. Lineage: Eukaryota; Viridiplantae; Streptophyta; Magnoliopsida; Proteales; Proteaceae. Gene Ontology annotation, biological process: shoot system development; root development.
AUGGAAAGUCGUUACCAUGUUCGCUCUAUUAGCUUGCCUUCCAGGUUGCAUUCUUGCACUGUUGGGAUCGAUGAAGAGCUAAACAAGCUAAAGAUUUCAGAGGCAUUGUCAACUUCAUCAUACAAGGCAGACACAAUCCGUUCGGGUCUGUUUGGCCUUGGAGAGUUAUACCAUUACGUAGACGAUCUCCUCCGUUUGCCACUAACCCAACGAGCCCUCGUCCAACAUCAACAAGAGAAAUGGGUGGGCGAGGUGCUUGAUGGGUCAGUUCGAUUGUUGGAUAUCUGUGGGACUACCAGAGAUCUCUUGUCACAAAUGAAGGAACGUGUUCGAGAUCUUCAAUCUGAUCUCCGUAGAAGAGGAGGCAAAGAAAUCAGCAUUGGUGCUUAUUUCUCAGCUAGAAAGAAGGUCAAGAAGGAAAUUUUGAAGGGUCUUGAAGCAUUGAAAAGAAUGGAAAGCAAACUUGGGUUUUCUUCUAUAUUGGGUUUAGAUCAAAAUCAAGCAGUUCUUGCUAGAUUGGUAAGAGAAAUAUGCUCUGUUACCAUCUCCAUCUUGAAGCUUCUAUUGUCAUUCUUGUCAGCUCCGGCGUCGAAACCGAAGUCCGGUGGUUGGUCAGUGGUUUCAAAAUUGAUGAUGCAGAAAGUGAAGGUGAGAUGUGAAGAGGAUGAAGAGAAAGCUAAUGAGGUGGAGAGUGUUGAUGCUGCCCUUCGAAACUUGUGGAAACAGACUUCAAGCAAAGAUGUGGAUGUAGAGAGGGUCCAUAUUCAAAUGGCACAAACAAGAUUGGAGGCCUUGGAAGUUGGCAUUGAGUGUCUUGAGGGUGGUUUGGAGUGUAUGUUUAGGCACUUGAUCCAAACGAGAGUGUCUCUCCUUAACAUCCUAACGCCAUAG